CUCAGUAUCGGAUAAUCAUUGUAGAACCAGAUUUCACAGCAUGAACAUGAACUGCCUGAAGAUCUGCGGCUUUGUAUUUGCUCUCAUUGCCCUCACGACGGCGGAGGCUGCUACCCAAGUGCUGAAUGCUGGCGGCCAUACUCUCAUCCAAACGGACCGGACUCAGUACAUUCGCAGGAACUAAAUGGCCCUGUUAAGCAAAACAAAUAAAUAGUACUGAAAUAUGUGAAAAA
Messenger RNA from Drosophila obscura, 233 nucleotides. RefSeq names its product daisho2. The coding region runs from base 41 to 184 and encodes 47 amino acids. The transcript is spliced from 2 exons. NCBI's taxonomy places the organism in Eukaryota, Metazoa, Arthropoda, Insecta, Diptera, Drosophilidae. The record is from RefSeq and is a predicted model, not a curated record.